Stylophora pistillata is the source of this 1114-nucleotide messenger RNA. RefSeq names its product mitotic checkpoint serine/threonine-protein kinase BUB1. The record is from RefSeq and is a predicted model, not a curated record. Gene Ontology annotation, molecular function: ATP binding; protein kinase activity. Gene Ontology annotation, biological process: protein phosphorylation; mitotic spindle assembly checkpoint signaling; meiotic sister chromatid cohesion, centromeric. Gene Ontology annotation, cellular component: nucleus. Lineage: Eukaryota; Metazoa; Cnidaria; Anthozoa; Scleractinia; Pocilloporidae.
GUUGUCCUUCGUUUCUUUGUAAAGUUGUAAAAUUUUAGCUUCAUUUCUUCCUUCUACAGUCACCGGAAGGUAAUAUAUUUUUUACAAAAUGGAAGCAAGCUCCGAUUCCUUUAAUUCUAAUGAGUGGGAGUUGAGUAAGGAAAACGUGCAGCCUCUGAAACAAGGGCGCAAGAUGGCGAACUUGAGCACUGCUCUUGCUCCUAGUUCUGUUGAUCAGAGUAGAAUUCAUAAAGAGAAACGCGAGUUUGAAGCGCAGAUCAGAACGUAUGAAGGCGAAGACCCUUUAGCUAAUUGGUACAGGUACAUAGUUUGGACGAGUGAAAACUUUCCCAAAGGCGGUAGAGAUCUGGGGAGUUUACUCGAACGCUGCAUGACAACAUUCAAAGAUGAAGAAAGAUACAAGAACGAUGAACGUUACGUCAAAGUAUGGCUGCGUUAUACUGACAUUUGUACAGAUCCCUUGGAAAUAUUUAACUACAUGCACAGCCAGCAGUUGGGCAAUGGAUUGGCUCUUUUCUAUGAAGCAUGGGCCCUGAUUCUUGAAAACCUUGGAGAUCAUAAUAAAGCUGAUGAAGUACUAAACUUAGGAAUUCACCGGAGUGCUCAACCAUUGGAAAGACUUCAAAAACAACACAAAGCAUUUGAGUUACGGCUGGCCGAAAGGGUUUCAAAUGGUUUGCAGCAAGUGUCAAUAACAGAGGAGUCUGAACCUCAGAGGACAGCAUUAGGAGGCUUGAAGAGCCAGGGAAAGAAAGGAACAGUUGGUACUAAACGUACUGGAAAUGCUACUCUUUCCAAAAAGACAGGCAUCAGAGGUACUGCGACAGCAUCAAACACCUCCAGUAAUGGCUUCAAGAUAUUUUGUGAUGAUGAUCCUGGAAUGCAAAGCUCUUUACCCCCCUCCACAGGGGAGUGGCAGAUACCCCCUACUGAACCAGUAAUCAAAAAGGAAAACACUCAGAAGCCUGGGAAAUGGACUGAUGCAAAGGCAGCUGUCAAAGUUGUAAUUGAUGAUUGUGCUUGGAAAAGGGGCCGUAUAGCCUGCAGUGCAGGCGGAUUUCGGUGGGGCGAGUUGAUAUUCCUAUCGGUUGUUCAGGCCGCCAUCUUGAAUUAG